AUUGUGAACAGACAGCGUUUGUCCCUCAAGUUAAAUCUAAAUACCAAUUGAAAAAUGUAAUUAUCAAGAGAUUUAAAAAAAAACAAAACUUUUUGUCUUAAAUUUAGUAGAGAAAGUGGGAUAUCUCUUGUUUUGACUGGCAUAAACAGGUCUAUGGCCUAAACAAUUGGUUUAAACCUUGUUUGAGAUUCCUGCUUAUUUUAGCAUGGCGGCGCUUGGAGUUCACAGAACUCUCCUUUUGGUAAUUUCUCUGACAAAGUGUCUGGAGGGCACAAAACUGCUGGCAGACUUUAAAAAAUGUGGUGACUUGGAAUGUGAAACUUUAAUAAGCAGAGUCUUAGCCAUGAGAGAUUACAGAGGACCUGACUGCCGAUACCUGAACUUCACUAAGGGAGAAGAGAUAUCUGUUUAUGUUAAACUUGCAGGAGAAAGAGAAGAUUUGUGGGCAGGAAGUAAAGGAAAGGACUUUGGAUAUUUUCCCAGAGACGCAGUCCAGACUGAAGAGGUGUUCAUAUCUGAGGAAGUUCAGAUAUCAACUAAAGAAUCUGAUUUUCUUUGUCUUCUUGGAGUAAGCUACACAUUUGAAAAUGAAGACAGUGAUGGCAAAAACAUAUAUCCUUAUGAAGAAGAUAAAGACCAAAAAUUAAGUGUAUAUGAAAAUGAUUUUCAGACAGAAUCUGGAUUUUAUUCAACUUCUGAAAGUAUUUUGUUGGAAGAUCAAUUUCCAGCAUUGGAGGCUCCUGAAGAUAUCAGAAGUUCUAGUGAAUCAAAAGAUUGGGAAGAAUUGGAAGCUGGAAAUCUGGAAGAGGAUUCUAUUCCUGAAGUGGUUCAUAUCCCACCAUCUUCAACUGUGUCUGAAGUGAAAGGAUGGUUUGGAUUUGGAAGAGAACAAGCUAAAGGAAAGACUUUUGAAUCAGUUGUUGAGCCUCUACAAGAAAGUUCAUUUCCAAGCAGAAAAGUAGCAGGAAAAGAUGAGAAUGACCUAGAGGAAUUAAAUAAUGAUGAGCCCCAGACAGAACAAAAUCAAGAACCAGAAUCGGAAUUCAAUUCAGUGCCAAAGAAACAGUCUGAACUAGGUUCCAUCAGUCCUCAAGCCACUGGUUGGUUUGGGGGUGGUUUUACAAGUUAUUUAGGUUUUGGAGGUGAGGAUACAGGGCUUGAAUUAUUGCCCGAAGACAGAAGUUCACCACUACAUGAUGCUCCUAAUUCCAUACCAUCUGAGGAAGAAUCUACAGUUCCAUGCACAGAAACAUUAACAGAAAAAGAAGACACAAUCACCAAUGAUAGCUCAAUUCUCAAACCAAAUUGGUUUGAUUUCGGUUUUGGUAUGCUAGGCUUUGUAUAUACCAAUGAAGAUAAAAUUAUGUCAGAUGAUGGAAAAAGUGAAGAAGGAAGUGGAGGAGAUAAACAUGAACAUCUUCCAGAAAGUAAAUUUGACCCUGAUAAGGAACAAGAAAUAAAAACAAUAAAAAUUAUAGAAACUGAAGAUCAAGUAGGGAAUGAAAGAGUCUUAGAGAAAACAGAUGAUUCUGAUACAUUACCAUAUUUUAAAAAUUUCUUAUAUAAUUUUGACAAUCCUUGGAACUUCCAGGACAUUCCGAAGGAAACAGAAUUGCCAUCUCCCAAACAGAUGCAGGAUGAAAAUAAUGUAGUUGACAAUGAUGAAACAGAAGAAUUUUCAGUUGAAAAUUAUCAAACAGAUAAUAUGAAAGUUAUGAUGCUGAAAAGCAGAUACAGUCAGUCAGAUAUGGUAUCUGAAAUAGAGUUAACCACAAGAAUUAAUAAGGAAGUACAUUUCGAAACUCCAUCUUCUAAAAAUAAUGAUGAAAAAUCAAAAACAUCACUGGAUACUGAAGGACCUACCAGGCAGGAAAUAGACAGAUCUGUGGAAAAUACCCUGCCAAACAAUCAAAUGUUUUCAACUGAUUACUCUCUGUCUUCUCAAAAUUAUAUUGCUCAAAAAGAAGAUGCUUCUGAGUAUCAGAUUCUGAAAUACUUAUUUCAAAUUGACAUUUAUGAUUUCAUGAAUUCUGCAUUUUCAUCAAUUAUAAUUCUUACAGAAAGGGUUGUGGCAGUGUUGCCUGAAGAUAUGAGACCAGGUCCUAAUCCCUAUGGUUUCCCAUGGGAAAUGGUAAUAUGUGCAGGUGUUGUUGGAAUUUUUGCUGUUCUCUUGUUUUUGUGGAGAAGUUUUCGAUCGGUUAGAAGCCGGCUUUAUGUGGGAAGAGAGAACAAGCUGGCUAUAGAACUUUCUACACUGCUUGAUGAAAAAUGUAAACUACUUGAAAAAUUUAGCCUUGUUCAGAAAGAGUAUGAAGGCUUAGAAUCAUCUUUGAAGGAUGCCAGCUUUGAGAAGGAGUCAACAGAAGCGCAAAGUUUGGAGUUUGUUGAAGGAUCACAAAUAUCAGAGGCAGUCUAUGAAAAGCUGAACAGCUCUAAAUCUGAACUUGAGGAUGAAAUACUUUUUCUGGAAAACCAAUUAAAAGAAGAGAAAUCUAAGCAUUCUGAACAAGAUGAAUUGAUGGUGGAUAUUUCAAAAAGGAUACAGUCUCUAGAGGAUGAAUCAAAAUCUCUCAAAUCACAAGUGGCUGAAGCCAAAACGACCUUCAAAAUAUUUCAAAUGAAUGAAGAACGACUUAAGAUAGCUAUAAAAGAUGCUUUGAGUGAAAAUUCCCAACUUCAGGAAAGCCAGAAACAGCUUUUACAAGAAGCUGAAGAAUGGAAAGAACAAGUGGGUCAACUUAAUAAACAGAAAAUAACAUUUGAAGAGUCCAAAGCAUAUGCAGAGCAAGUUCUGUAUGAUAAAGAAAAUCAGAUCAAGUCUCUGACUGAACGUUUGAUAAAGAUGAAAGAUUGGUCUGCUGUGCUUGGAGAAGACCUAACAAAUGAUGAUAACUUGGAAUUGGAAAUGAAGAGUGAAUCAGAAAAUGGUAUGCAGUUGGAUAAUCAACCAAAAGGAGCUUUGAAGAAACUGAUUCAUGCUGCUAAGUUAAAUGCAUCUUUAAAAACCUUAGAAGGAGAAAGAAACCAAAUUUACAUUCAAUUAUCUGAAGCAGAUAAGACAAAGGAAGAGCUUACAGAAUGUAUUAAAAAUCUCCAGACUGAACAAGCAUCUUUGCAGUCAGAAAAUACACAAUUUGAAAACGAGAAUCAAAAGCUUCAGCAGAAACUUAAAGUAAUGACUGAACUGUAUCAAGAAAAUGAAAUGACACUUCACAGGAAAUUAACAGUAGAGGAAAAUUACCGAUUAGAGAAAGAGGAGAAACUUUCCAAAGCAGAUGAAAAGAUCAGUCAUGCAGCUGAAGAGCUGGAGACCUAUAGAAAGCGAGCCAAAGAUCUUGAAGAAGAAUUGGAGAGAACCAUUCAUUCUUAUCAAGGGCAGAUUAUCUCCCAUGAGAAAAAAGCACAUGAUAAUUGGUUGGCAGCUCGGACUGCUGAAAGAAAUCUUAAUGAUUUAAGGAAAGAAAAUGCUCACAGUAGACAAAAAUUAACUGAAACAGAGUUUAAAUUUGAACUUUUAGAAAAAGAUCCUUAUGCACUUGAUGUUCCAAAUACAGCAUUUGGCAGAGAGCAUUCCCCAUAUGGUCCCUCACCAUUGGGUCGACCUUCAUCUGAAACGAGAGCUUUUCUCUCCCCUCCAACUUUGUUGGAGGGUCCACUCAGACUCUCACCUUUGCUUCCAGGGGGAGGAGGAAGAGGCUCAAGAGGCCCAGGGAAUCCUCUGGACCAUCAGAAUACCAAUGAAAGAGGAGAAUCAAGCUGUGAUAGGUUAACUGAUGCCCAUAGAGCACCUUCUGACACUGGGUCCCUUUCACCUCCAUGGGAGCAGGAUCGUAGGAUGAUGAUCCCUCCAUCAGGCCAACCAUAUCCUGAUCCAUCUCUUCCUCCACAAAGGCAAGACAGAUUUUAUUCUAAUUCUGGUAGACUGUCCGGACCAGCAGAACUCAGAAGUUUUAAUAUGCCAUCUUUGGAUAAAUUGGAUGGGCCAAUGUCUUCAGAAAUGGAAUCCAGUAGAAAUGAUAGCAAAGACGAUCUUGGUAAUUUAAAUGUGCCUGAUUCAUCUCUCCCUGCCGAAAGUGAAGCAACUGGCCUUGGCUUUGUUCCUCCACCUCUUGCUCCAAUCAGGGGUCCAUUGUUUCCAAUGGAUACAAGGGGCCCCUUCAUGAGAAGAGGUCCUCCUUUUCCUCCACCUCCUCCAGGGAGCAUGUAUGGAGCUUCCCGAGAUUUUUUCCCACCAAGGGAUUUCCCUGGCCCACCACAUCCUCCAUUUGCAGUGAGAAAUGUCUAUGCACCGAGAGGUUUUCCUCAUUAUCUUCCCCCGAGAGCUGGAUUUUUCCCCCCACCCCCACAUCCAGAAAGUAGAAGUGAGUUCCCAUCAGGGUUGAUUCCACCUUCAAAUGAGCCUACUACUGAACAUCCAGAACCACAACAAGAAACUUGACAAUAUUUUUGAUGUCUCUUCAAAAGUAAUUUUGACUUCUCUCUCAUUUUCAGUUUAAGUAACUUCUGUUACUUAAGUAAUUAUACUUUUGCUCAAAUUGAAGCUUAAUGGAAUUUUAAUUCUCAGGAUAGUAUUUUGUAAAUAAAGAUGAUUUAAAUAUGAAUCUUAUGAGUAAAUUAUUUCCUUUUUAUUUUAUUCUAGAUAGUAUAAUUAUUUUAAUUUGAUUAAUGAAUUCACUAUCACAUAAACAAUAAUGGGAGUUUUAUAUAUGUAAUCUUGCAGUUGGGGAUGUUUUAAACUCCAAAGACUGUGUCUUUUUGCCAAGAACUGUAUUUACUAUGGUUGUAGACAAAUGUGAAAGUAACUUUAUGCUUAAUUAAAUAAAUUUUAAUUGACUUAAA
Leopardus geoffroyi (Geoffroy's cat) is the source of this 4839-nucleotide messenger RNA. RefSeq names its product MIA SH3 domain ER export factor 2 (gene MIA2). Gene Ontology annotation, biological process: vesicle cargo loading; protein secretion; endoplasmic reticulum to Golgi vesicle-mediated transport. The transcript has 30 exons. NCBI's taxonomy places the organism in Eukaryota, Metazoa, Chordata, Mammalia, Carnivora, Felidae. The record is from RefSeq and is a predicted model, not a curated record. Gene Ontology annotation, cellular component: endoplasmic reticulum exit site; endoplasmic reticulum membrane. Gene Ontology annotation, molecular function: protein binding. Bases 206 to 4438 code for a protein of 1410 amino acids.